AUGUCAUCAUUAAUUUCAAUUGGAACAUCCGUUGUGGCUAAAUGGCCAUCAACAUCGAAUUAUUAUAAAGCUCGUAUUAUUGAUUAUACAGAUAAUAAUCAUUAUGUUUGUCAAUUUUUGGAUGGAAGUGUUAUUGCUUUACCAUCGAAAUAUGUUGAUUUACCGGAAAAAUUUCAACGUACAACAAAAAGAAUUAGUCUUAUGCGUAAUGAACAAAUAUUUCUCGAUCAUUCUCUAUCUUUUUAUUCAUUAAUUAUGUCUCUCGGUUGGAUAGGAAUAUUUUUAUAUGUACAACAUUGGUUUCAUUAUAAUCCUGAUAUAGAUAACUUGAAUAGACCAUUAAGUCAUGCUCCAUAUCAACAAUAUCCUCUUAUUGUCAUUCAAUAUCUUCUAUUAUGGUUUAUAUUACAAUUGAUUUUUGCUCGAUAUUUUCCACAUAUCGGUAAAGAAGAACUUAUUUAUCUUAAAGAAUCUCAACCAAGUAUUUAUUAUAAACAUCAUUCAAAUAGUUUAUUUGCUUUCAUCAUUACUUGUUUAAUAAUGUAUAUUUUUCGAGAACAAAUUCCAUUAAGAGAAUUAACCAAAUCUUAUUAUUUAUUGGCUUUAUUUAAUCUUGGAAUCGUACUUAUACUUAGUCUUAUUUUAUUAACGAAUAAACUUUUUUCUCGUUAUUCUUCAAUAUCAUUUAAUGAGCAUGAUCAUAAUCAAAAACAAACUCAUUUUGAUUUUCAUUUAUUUAUUUCCAUUCGUCCAGGAAUUAUACUUUGGCCAGCAUUAAAUCUUCUUCUAUUAUUAACUAUUCUUAAAUAUAAUCGUCAAAUAUCUAUUCGAUUUACAAUUUCAAUUCUUCUUCAAACUAUCUACAUUAUCAAUGUAUUUAUAAAUGAAACAACAAUGAUACGUCAAUCAUUAGAUAUAUCACCACCAUCAUCUUUCGAUGCAUUAUUUACUAAUCUUUGUUGGGUACCAUUUAUGGCAACACUUACUUCAUUUUACAUUGGAAAAAGUCAUCAACCUGUUCAUACAUAUAUUCUUCUUUCAUCGAUUAUUUUUUUUAGUUUGGGCUUUUUAUUACAACGUCUUGCUAUACGUCAACGUUUAGCAUUUCAAGCAUUAAAUAAUUCUAAUAUAGAUGAUUCUGUUAUGGUCAAUGAUUCUCAACGAAUUCUAACAAGUGGUUGUUGGCGAUGGUGUCGUAAUCCUCAUUUAUUAGCUGAAAUACUUAUGGUUAUUGGCUGGACAUUACCAGCUGAUGUAAAAUGCAUCGCACCAUGGAUUUAUACAUUUUAUAUCAUCGGCAUGACUAUUUAUAAAGCACAUUAUUUCGAUCAAACACUUCGAAAUACAUGUACUACAGGUGCUUAUGAACAUUAUAUUGAACAUGUAAAAUAUACACUUAUUCCUUUUAUCUAUUAA
Messenger RNA from Adineta steineri, 1416 nucleotides. NCBI's taxonomy places the organism in Eukaryota, Metazoa, Rotifera, Eurotatoria, Adinetida, Adinetidae. The record is from the annotation of a GenBank genome assembly.